GCGAUUCACAAUCUCGGAAACACACACUAGCUCGAAACAAAAUCAUAAAUUACCUGGAACUCUCUUCAUUCAUCUUCACAGGCUCUCUCUGCGAGGCUUAUAUAUUAAAAAAGAGGGCAUCUCAAACAAACUUGGGCCUCCCCGAUCAUUCAUGAUCAUUUGAGAAAUUCAUCACGUGUCACCAGCAUCACGUGACUUCCAGUGUCGUAACAAUACAUUUGGUUGUGAUAGGGAUAUCCCCAGUCAGGCAGAUUUUGAUAAUUUUAAUAAGCAAAUCAUUAGUACAAAAUACAUGAAGAUGCUGGUUGUGAGUGUAAAGGGGAAGGCAGCAAGUACUACCCAGGUGUUGAAACUUUAUAAUUAGUGCCAUAAUUGUUUAAUCAUUUGUAAGUGGAAGGAAACCCCUAUGGAAUUAUCAUUGGGAAAGCCUAAAGAUCAAAGGUAUGGUUAGCAUCACUUAAAUGAAGUCAGCUUGACUUGUGUAGGACCCGAACUAUCUUGAACCCGAUUUCUUCCAACUGGAACUGAGCACUGCCAGUACGACAACCAGAUGAUAGGUUAGGGAUGAGGCUGGGUUGGAGUAUCUGAUAUGCAUGUGCCUGCUGACCAAUGGGGACGGCAGUGGUAGCUGGUCAAAUGUAACCCCAGGGAAUCCUAGUCUAACUGCAAGCUACAGAUGAGAAUAUAAUGGUGACACACAGAUUUAACCAUGGAAAUAUUAAAGAUGAAAGUUGAACCCCUUUCUGAUGAGGAGCAGGAUUCUUUGUUGGAUAUAAAGUCAGUGGAAAAUGAAGAAGAAACUUUUACAUUGUCCAGUAGAACAGAAGAAGCUGAUUUGUUUGAAGAAGGAUUUUCACACACAAUUUUUGAAUAUAGUGUUAUAAAAGAGGAGCGAGAAGAGAACUAUGAUGAAGUAUCAGAGAAAAUGGAGAACAUAUUUGUCAGGGUAAAAACUAAUGAAUCUGAUAAUUCAAAACAAGGUGAGAUUAUUUCUGAGUUCAGUGAUGAUGAUGAUGAACUAGAUGGCUCAAAAGAGGAUGUUUUGAAUGUGAAAAAAGAAAAGGAAUUUCAGCAAGAUUUCCAACAAAUUGGUUGUGGGGUAGAAAGGAAACCUGAUUUAAAGAUUAUUGAGAACAACUUUUGCAGAAAUCAGUUUCCUGGUUACGUUAUAGUACAAAAUCCUUCUACAAAAACAAAACCGGACAAAUCUCAAAAGCAAAACAACAGUGAUGUGAAAGAAUAUUCAAGAAUAAUUAAUAUAAAACCAUAUAACACACCUCAUAUAGAUGCUGAUAAACUGUACAUUUGCCAAAAAGGAAUUGUAACAAAUUAUGAAUUAAAAAUAUGCCACAAAAUAGACAAUGGUGAGAAACCUCAAAGUUGUACUGUUUGUGGGAAAAACUUUAAAACAAAGAGUGAGCUAAAUAUACAUCACAGCACACACAAUGGGUCAAAACCAUACAGUUGCUCAGUAUGUGGCCAAGAAUUUAAACGAAAUAGUAAUCUUAAAGAACAUGAGAAGAUACAUGGUGGGGAAAAAAAACACAGUUGUGUUGUAUGUGGAAAAAAAUUCCUAUUUAAAAGUUACUUAACAGUUCAUAAGAAAAUACACACUGGAGAGAAACCAUACAGUUGUGUUAUAUGUGGAAAACAGUUUAUAACUAAAAGUCACCUAAGUACUCAUGAGAAGACACAUUCUGUAGAGAAACCAUACAGAUGUGUGGUAUGUGGAAAACAUUUUGUCAGUAAUAGGUACCUAAAGAGUCAUGAGAAGAUACACACUGGGGAGAAACCAUACAGUUGUAUUGUAUGUGGAAAACAUUUUGUCAGUAAUAGCUACCUAAAGAUGCAUGAGAAGAUACACUCAGAGGAGGAACGAUACAGUUGUGAUGUAUGUGGAAAACAUUUUGUCAGUAAUAGAUACUUGAAGAGUCAUGUGAAGAUACACACUGGGGAAAAACUAUACAGUUGUUUUAUAUGUGGAAAACAGUUUAUAACUAAAAGUCACCUAAAGACUCAUGAGAAGUCACACUCAGUGGAGAAACCAUACAAAUGUGUUGUUUGUGGAAAAGAUUUUGUAUGUAACAAUUACCUUAAGAGUCAUGAGAAAAUACACUCUGUGGAGAAACCAUAUAGUUGUGUUGUAUGUGGAAAAUGUUUUGUCAGUAAUAGGUAUCUAAAGAUGCAUGAAAAGACGCACACUGGGGAGAAACCAUAUAGUUGCAAUGUAUGUGGUAAAAGAUUUGUACGUAAUAGCUACCUAAAGAUGCACAAGGAGAGAAGAUGCACAUUGGGGAGAAACUGUACAGUUGUGUAGUGUUUGGAAAACAAUUUGGAAAAAAACAUAUUGGAGAAACAUAAUAGAGUUGUGGAAUCUAUGGCAAAAACUUGGUAAAAGACAGUGACCUAAAAAUACAUUGAAGAAUAGUUAUUGAGAAAGAAUAAAUACAAUUGUUGAACCUUUUGAGAAAAAAAACUAAAUAAAUAUUGAUCAAAAGUUGCAUGAGGGAUAAUACAUUGGAAAGAAACCAUACUAUUGUGUAGUAUGUAGAAAAUAAUUUACAAGUUUCAUAAAAAGACAGACUGGAAAGAAUCUUUAGAUCUGUGCAUUAUGUGAAGAGUUGGGUGGUUAGUAUAACUUGCUAAUUUACUAAUCAUCAUAACUUGGUUAUUCUCACGUGGUGGAUCAUCAUAUUUUUUGCUUGUUUUGAAUUUUUAAGACUUCAGGUAAAAUAAUUUAGGAUUACUUUUUCUUGUUUUAAGCUGUUGUACAUUAAAAUUUAUCAUAUACACCAAAUAGUGUGAAACCUAUAAAAGCUGAAAAUACCAUUAAAUUAUUGCAUUCCUUGAGUUUUCCCUCCAAAUUUCCACAAAACUACUAAAACUACUGAAUCUUUGUUGAUGAAAAUAAACAUUACUUUCUUGCAAUUUUCAGACAGUUGUUUUUAUAAAGGUAACAGAAUACCCUAGAAACAUCUUCAGCAAUAAAAACAUAUAAAAGAACUACUAGUUUUGGAUAUAGGUCUUCAUUAGGUGUCAGUUGCCAUAAUUUUCCAUUUAUAAAACAAUGGUUUCUACACAGAUUUUGUGUGCAAAACCGUAGCAUGCAGUUAAUACAUGAGUGCAUUGUAUAUAUGAAUUUGUUUUUCAGAAGAACUGUUACAAAUGAAAUUUAAGUGAAGCACGUAAUAGAAACAAAGUAUUUUGAAUACAUGAAUGAAGCAUGCACAUGUAUUGUUGUCUUCCAUUAUCACUAAAUAUUUGUUGGUAAAUAAUAAAAUAAAAAACAAAUUAGUCAUAAUAUUUCUUUUUUUACCUUUAUAUUUUAUAAUGUUUUUAUAGAAAAAAAUAAGUGCUAUGAAAAAGCAUGUGGAACAUAUGUGAAAUGUUUUCAUGUAAAUGUACUGGUAACUUGACAACAGCUGUGCUACAUCAGUGGUUUAUACUCAGUUGUUGUUUUUUUUUGUUUGUAAUGUUGACUUGUAGAAUAUGGGGGAUUACCUAUUGUGAGGUUUAUAAUUUGAAAAUUAUGGUAAUUGAAUACAUCUUUUAUUGUUGCCAUGGAAAGUUAUUUUUCAAAACCUUUUAAAGAAUACAAGAGAUUUGACCAACAGUACCAAUGUUUAGAGAGAAAAAUAAAUGUUGUAGGUAGCUAGAUCAGAAGGGUGUGACUGCUAAUAAUGUUUUUGAUAUUUUUGAAAAAUGUGUAAAAUAAUUAUGGAAAAACAGGUAUUAUUGUAACAACUGUGACUAGAGAUUUUUUUCUUUUGGAUUAGAGGCACAGCAGAAUAAAACCAAAAGCAUGCACAGGAAAAAGUUCCCAUUCAUUGUACUUGGACUUGAGUCUUUAUCCACAGUUCUUUUAGCGUAGAUACUAAAGAGAAAACAAAGAUCUAUCUCAACUUACAUUUGGACGUGACCUGUGGCCAAUUGUAAUUGACACACAGGUCAAAUGUAACACUAUGUAGGUAAAGGAUGAUUCUUAACCGAUUGUACAUGGGGUCAGUCCAAUGGACCAACCCUGUAUUUGAGGAGGAAUGUUGACUGUGCUUUCAAAUUUACUAUACAUAUCAACAUGAAAUGUGGCAAGCUUUUAACAGUUUGUUCAAAUCUGUUGUACACAAAAAAUCAGAUGUAUUACAAAAGUAUUUGUAUUUAAGAUAUGUCUGUCAAUUGCUGACAUAAGUCUGACUCAUAAUCUGAAAAGUUGGAGUGCAAGGUGAUGUUUAUGCGAAAAAUGAAAAUACUUUUGUCUAUUGUACAAUUUGCAUAUUGCAUUUGCAUAACCUCUAGAAUCUCUAAAAUGCAUAUCUACAGUUUUUCUGUAUCUUUUUAUAUUGUAUCUGGUAGUUACUUUCCUCUACCAUGAACUUUCACUAAAUCAGCUACGUAUGGUAAAAUGUAUAGUUGAUAACUCUAACUUCAAAUACUUAAUACCAUGUUGAAUGGCUUUCUCUAAAAGAUCAUGACAUGUGUACUUUGGUCCCCUAAAAUGGACAACUAAAUGCUGAAAAAACUAUACACAUGAACAGUGUUAACAAUUGUACAGGGUUAUUUGUGAAUUCUGAUCAGUACAGAUAUUUACAAUUUGGAUUUUUUUGGGCAAUAAGUGGCAUUUAUUCAUACCUUGAUAAAGCUUAUCUUAUGUUACAUUCAGAUUCAAACUUACAAUAAUAAUAACAGUAUUACAUGUUCUUUACAUUGAAUUUCUCAUGGGACCAUUUAUGGCAUGACAAAUACUGAACCCAUUUUUCUUUGGGUAUACUGUAUGAAAAGAUCUCGCAACAAAAAUGCCUCUUUAUCCUCAUAAUCUGUUUUACUUGGACUAUCUUUGUUUUCUUUGCUGUUGAUUUUUUAGCAGCCACAUUCUUGGCUUUUAGUUCAAUAUCAAUAUUAUGUUGUUAUGUAAGGAAUUCUAAUUACUAAUGAAUACAGGGUUUGAAACUUUUGUAACGGAACCUGCAGGGCUCAAGUCUUUAUUUAGAAUAUCAUCUGAAUGUUUAAAUAUUUCUAGUGAUUUGUGAAAAUUUAUUAAAUACAAAAACAGUUAAGUUAAACAGCAAAUCAGUUUUAUCCCAUCAGAUAUGAUCUGUAGUUGCAUGAUGCACAUAAGCCUUUUUCUUUUCAACAUUUCUCUAGUGUUCUUUAAUUCUUACCUUAGUAGACUGGAUAACAUAGAUUUUAGCACAUGGACACUGAGUCUUAUAAACAUCACAUUUGUGUAAAAUGGUCAGUGAGUCUCUUAAGUCAUUGGAAAAUAUCUAAUUUGUAAUGUUGGUAAAUAAAAAGGUUUUGAAAUAUAUUUUGAAAAACUAAUCAGUUUUGUAGUGACAUUGUGUCCAUGUGGUAAAUAUAAUGUAUUUUUGGUUUGAACAAAUGGGGUUAGUUUGGUCCUUGAUGAAGAGUUUGGUGAGUUCUGGCAUUUAUUCAAAGCCGUGAUGAUUAUCAUAUCGUACCCUUUAUUAUUUGUAGUAAUUUUAAUUUCCCUAUUGUAAUUAGAGCUUUUGAUCAAUACUGUUGGUCAGAUCUUGUGUUCUUGAACAUAUUUUGAAAUAUUUUAUUUCCACUAUGUUGUUUAAAUGCUGUUGUAUUUUGUGACAUUGAUGACAAACCAGAAAAAAAUAGAUAUAACAUUGAUGUGAGACACUAUUAGCUACAGGAUAAUGAGUCACAUUGAGCAUAAAAUUUUAUAUGAACACAACUAUAUUAAGGCAAUCAGUCAUGUGGUCGUGAACAGAAUGUACACAACUCUAUUUAGGCAUUGCAGCACUGGAUACUUUAGGUGUGUCUUCAAUAUAUAAAGAAACACUAAACUUGACAGCAUGUGCCACUUGUUAGAGAUGGAGGAGAAUAAGUUUAUCCUGGGUAUGAAAUUACUCAUUAUUUUAUACACAAGGAUAUUCUAAUGCAAAGUGAGCCAACAAUUUAUUAGUUUGAAUUGGCAAAAUGCAUGUUCCACUUUUCUCUAUCCUAAUUGCAUACAGGUCUGCUGUUAGCCUGUUUAGGGCCCUUUCCCCUACUCAUUACUUUCAUUACUAGUUUGUUUAUACCAUACACAUGAUAAGAAAACUUAAUAAAACACAUUUUUUACAACAUUUUACAGUCAUAGUAAUGUUUUGCAGUAUAGAAAAAACAAACAUGAUUUAAAAUUAGUUUUUUUAAAAGAUGAAACAUGACAAACUCACCCAGAAUCAUCUGGACAUUAAUAGACUUACCUUUUCUAGUAACACCUUCAUAACCAAGCCCCUCCCAUACAAACCAACACUGGCUCACUAUAUUCAAUUCGCAUUGCUAGAGAUAAUCAACCAAAAAAUUGUCACUGUUAUGGAAACCGAAUACAAUGUUAAUUGAUUUAUCUAAUCCUGAAAUCUUUUCUAUUUCCUAAUUCUUCUCUAGGGAGUGUGGUGUAAAUUUCAUGCUUUCUGUAACAAAAACAUUCUUCCAACAAAAUGUCCAGCUAUUUGUCUGUCAGUUGCCUUAACUCAAAUUUGCAAGUUUCUUCAUUCUAAACCACAAACCUCAAUAUCAAUAUUUUUGCUUAAGGAGAGAAACAUCUGGAGUGAAUUCAAUUAUGAUAGAAUAGUAAAUUGCUUUUUCUCUUUCUUCUAAAAUGGUUUUUAGCAUACUCAUACCACAUAAUUCAAUGAACUCGUUCUGACUUCCUGAUAAAUAAUGUGGAUGCCUUUGCAUUGUUUUGCCUCCAGUUUGCAUUUGUUGCAUUUUAGAAAUUUUUGUUAUGAGUGACCCUGUUAUCUUGAUCUAGCAACUCAAGAGUUCCCAAAAAUUAUGAAUGUGGGGUCACCAGUCACAUUGUUGUCACCUUGUAAUGGCAAGCCUCUUGAUGCAAGAUGUAAGGUAACAUCCAAUAGUCUCUGCAGAAUUACUUUCGGUUUUUUAGCUUCACUUAAAAUCUGUUUUUGAAUCCCACUAUGUACUUCAUGUCUUAAUAGUGACUGUCCUAAUUUCUUUCAUUGGUAGCAGCAGCUUUUUUGUUAUGCACAGAAAGUUUAUUUACAGCUUGUUCAGUUUUUUCAGAUGGUGAAUAGCCUUCACUUUUUCCAACAUGCUACAUUGUCUGUGAUUUUCCUAUGCAGUAAAAACAAACACGAAAAAGUGCAGUACAUUGUUAGUGGCACUUUAAACAAGCCAACUGUGAGGAUGUUUUCUCUAUUGUUUGACAACUUCAAGUACAGAAGAAAUUCAAGAAAACUAUGACCAUCCCCUUCUUUUGGAACUGACUUUACAUAUGUAUCAUUUCUUCAUGCUGGUACUUUGAAUAAAACAAUUUUUUGAUGCACUGCAAUGUGUUCAGCCCACAGUACAGGAUGUUUUACAUCCUGUGCCUCUGUAACCCACUUCUGUGAUUUCUCUUUACACUUUUCUUCAUGUAGAUAAUCUGUUUCUGAUUGUGAUCAUACUUCACUAUUCUUUCAAAUCAUGAGAUUAGAAAUGGAAGCACAUUCAACAUGCUACUUUUCCACAACUUGUAUAAUGAAAUCAACUUGACCCUCAUCUAUAUGUUUUGAAGUUGAUGCUGUUUAGCUUGAGGAGAUAAUCUCUUCAUUGGCUUUAACUGGCUUAAAAACAGUGAUUGAGUGAUGCCCUCUAACUUCUUUUUUUUUCUUUCCAUCUGCUUCUUAUGUUUUUGACCUGAUUUUUAUUUGUAUGCAGACAUUCUCAAACAUCAAUGGUUAGCAACAUUGGUAGGCAGGUAGUGCACAAGGUCAUAAAUUUUACAUAACAUGAAAGGGAAAACUGUUUUAUCAUAUUGUUUGCUUCAAUAAAUGGUAAACUUACACCAUUCAUUUAUGCAGUCAUUCUCAAUUAUCAGCAGUUAGCAGUAGUGGUAGACAAGUAAUGCUCAUAUCAGUGAAAUUGUGCUCCUCCUAGAUUCUAUACUCUUUGUCAUUGUUGUAGAUGUUAGAAUCCAGUUGGAAAUUUGGUUGCAAUAUGAUCUAUACCUAUUGUCUAGGCAUGUUUAAACAAAUUUAGGUUAAUUGAAUUCAAGAGAUUACUAAAAAUUGAAGGUUUAAAACUUUUUUUUUAAAAGUAGGCUCUGCUGUGCCCCUUGACUGUCUGGGCCCUAGUAAAAUUUACCCUUUUACCUUCCAGGGCCCUGCUGGCCAUAGUAUUGAUUCGUGAGAGAAUAUCUGAAUUAGACCUACCUCUGUAAGUCCACUUUGCAAUCCAUCAUAUUCUAAUUCUAUCUUGUUUCAGCUGGCAUUUCUCCAAGAACAACAGUCUUCGAAAUCCAUGUCAGUACCUCAAUGCACUUUGAUCAUAAGAGGUUAAGCAUUUAACAUUUUCUUCCUCUUUUGAUACAAAGAAUGUGGUUCAUUUGGAACAUACCCUCAAGUGUUUGACUUUUCUUGUGAACCCUAGAAUUUUUUAGCACCACUGAAAUAAGAAGGUUUGUUAUCCCUGCAUUUAUGCUGCAUUUUUUCUUUUUUCAUUAAUAAACAAUAUGCUAGGGAGGUACACUUCACUUUUUUUAACAGAACUUAAACUAAACUAGAAACGCAGUACAUAUUUGUCAAAUUGAGUUAUGCCAUUCCAAUUUCACUAUAAUACUUUUUCCCUCCAUGGCAAAACCAAUUGAUUGCCACUUAAUAGUGUAGGCAUAAUUAAUUGAACAGGAAUGAUUGUGCCAUUGUUGGAUGCAAGAAACAGUACUGUUACAAAGUUUCACAGUGAAAUUGUUUUCUAUAAUCUGUGGAUGUGACAUUGGUUAGCCUUAUGGGGUCUAAGGCAAUUGCCCUGGUUGCUCCUACCUAAAACAGACAUUGGUAGCAUGCAUAUUUGUCAUUGUAUAUUAAAUCAAAAAAUUAAUUCUGGGUUUUUGGUGACAUUGCCAGGAUAAAUUUUGGUAGGUAAAUAGGAAAUUUUUUCAACAUUCUCUAAAAUGUUAUUACACUGCACUGUAGUAUUCCAUUAUCGGAAUAGAGAAUGUUUUUCGUACAUUUUAUGAAAUUGUAUAGUAUUUCUACUUCCAAUAAGUCCUAUAGGUAUUAAACUGAAGUUCUUGUUUUGAAAACACAUUGGCACACAAAUACUUGAAGUAGUCUUUCAAUUAAAGUACACUAGGGAAACUGUAAUUGUGGUUGAUAUAUAUAAAUUCCACCAGUUCCACUUCUUAAUAACAUUUAUAGUUAUAAAUAUAACUUUAUAGUUCUUUAUAGGAUUAUCAUUUAUUUUCAUUCACCA
Molecule: messenger RNA, 9204 nt
Organism: Limulus polyphemus (Atlantic horseshoe crab)
Lineage: Eukaryota; Metazoa; Arthropoda; Merostomata; Xiphosura; Limulidae
Product: gastrula zinc finger protein XlCGF57.1-like
Exons: 5
Coding region: 710-2317 (535 amino acids)
Biological process (GO): regulation of transcription by RNA polymerase II
Molecular function (GO): DNA-binding transcription factor activity; RNA polymerase II cis-regulatory region sequence-specific DNA binding
Source: RefSeq, a predicted model, not a curated record